AUGGUGGCCGGCAUGCUCAUGCCGCUGGACCAGCUGCGGGCCAUCUACGAGGUACUCUUCCGCGAGGGUGUGAUGGUGGCCAAGAAAGACCGGCGGCCCCGCAGCCUGCACCCCCACGUGUCCGGUGUCACCAACCUGCAGGUCAUGCGUGCCAUGGCCUCUCUGCGGGCCCGGGGCCUGGUGCGGGAGACCUUUGCCUGGCGGCACUGCUACUGGUACCUCACCAACGAGGGGAUCGCCCACCUGCGCCAGUACCUGCACCUGCCGCCGGAGAUUGUGCCCGCCUCCCUGCAGCGCGUGCGCCGCCCAGUCGCCAUGGCAACGCCCCCGCGCCGCACCCCCCACGUGCAGGCCGUCCAGGGCCCCCUGGGUUGCCCACCCAAGCGGGGGCUGCCCCCCGCCGAGGACACGGCUAGAGACGAGCGGCGGUUCUACCGCCGGAAGGAUCCUGAGGAGGGGGUGCCUGAGCCCCCUGUGGUGCCUGCCACCGCCCCAGGGACCCUAGCACGGCCAGGCCUGGAGCCCGCCCCAGCCACAGACGAGCGAGACCGUGUGCAGAAGAAAACCUUCACCAAGUGGGUCAACAAGCACCUCAUCAAGGCCCAGAGGCACAUCAGCGACCUGUAUGAAGAUCUCCGUGAUGGUCACAACCUCAUUUCCUUGCUGGAGGUCCUCUCGGGGGACAGCCUGCCCCGGGAGAAGGGCAGGAUGCGUUUCCACAAGCUGCAGAAUGUCCAGAUCGCCCUGGACUACCUGCGACACCGCCAGGUGAAGCUGGUGAAUAUCAGGAACGAUGACAUUGCCGACGGCAACCCUAAGCUGACCCUGGGCCUCAUCUGGACCAUCAUCCUGCACUUCCAGAUCUCGGACAUCCAGGUGAGUGGGCAGUCAGAAGACAUGACGGCCAAGGAGAAGCUCCUGCUGUGGUCCCAGCGCAUGGUGGAGGGCUACCAGGGCCUGCGCUGUGACAACUUCACCUCCAGCUGGCGCGACGGCCGCCUCUUCAACGCCAUCAUCCACCGGCAUAAGCCAAUGCUUAUCGACAUGAACAAGGUGUACCGGCAAACCAACCUGGAGAACUUGGACCAGGCCUUCUCUGUGGCGGAACGCGACCUGGGAGUGACACGGCUGCUGGACCCUGAGGAUGUGGACGUCUCCCAUCCCGAUGAGAAGUCCAUCAUCACGUACGUCUCAUCUCUGUACGAUGCCAUGCCCCGUGUGCCCGACGUGCAGGAUGGGGUGAAGGCCAACGAGCUGCAGCUGCGUUGGCAGGAGUACCGGGAGCUGGUGCUGCUGCUGCUGCAGUGGAUCCGCCACCACGCCGUGGCUUUCGAGGAGCGCAAGUUCCCCAGCAGCUACGAGGAGAUCGAGAUCCUGUGGUGUCAAUUCCUUAAGUUUAAGGAGACCGAGCUUCCUGCCAAGGAGGCUGACAAGAACCGAUCCAAAGGCAUCUAUCAGUCCCUGGAGGGCGCGGUACAAGCGGGCCAGCUCAAGAUAGCGCCGGGCUACCACCCGCUGGACGUGGAGAAGGAGUGGGGCAAGCUGCACGUGGCCAUCCUGGAGCGGGAGAAGCAGCUACGCAGGGAGUUCGAGAGGCUGGAGAGUCUGCAGCGCAUCGUCAGCAAACUGCAGAUGGAGUCGGGGCUGUGUGAGGAGCAGCUGAACCAGGCUGAUGCCCUGCUGCAGGCGGACAUCCGGCUGCUGGCUGCAGGCAAGGCACCUCAGCGGUCAGGUGAGGUGGAGAGAGACCUGGAUAAGGCGGAUGGCAUGAUCCGGCUGCUCUUCAACGACGUGCAGACCCUCAAGGAUGGGCGGCACCCCCAGGGCGAGCAGAUGUACCGCAGGGUGUACCGUCUGCACGAGCGCCUCGUCACCAUCCGUACGGACUACAACCUCCGACUGAAGGCUGGUGCCUCCAUGACCCAGAGCGUGUCAAGACCCCCGGACCACGAGCUCGAGAGCUCCACCCUGCGCUACCUGCAGGACCUGCUGGCCUGGGUAGAGGAGAACCAGCGGCGGGUGGAUGGCGCUGAGUGGGGUGUGGACCUGCCCAGCGUGGAGGCGCAGUUGGGCAGCCACCGUGGCCUGCACCAGUCUAUCGAGGAGUUCCGGGCCAAGAUAGAGCGGGCGCGUGCUGACGAGGGUCAGCUCUCCCCGGUCACCCGGGGUACCUACUGUGACUGUCUGGGCCGGCUGGACCUGCAGUACACCAGGCUGCUGAACUCCUCCAAAGCCCGGCUUCGCGCCCUGGAGAGCCUGCAUGGCUUUGUGGCGGCUGCCACCAAGGAGCUGAUGUGGUUGAGUGAGAAGGAGGAGGAGGAGGUGGGCUUUGACUGGAGCGACCGCAACGCCAACAUGGCCACCAAGAAGGAGAGCUACUCGGCCCUGAUGCGUGAGCUGGAGCUGAAAGAAAAGAAAAUCAAGCAGAUCCAGAACACUGGAGAUCGGCUGCUGCGCGAGGGCCACCCUGCACGGGCCACGGUGGAGUCGUUCCAGGCAGGCCUGCAGACCCAGUGGAGCUGGAUGCUGCAGCUAUGUUGCUGCAUCGAGGCCCACCUGAAGGAGAACACCGCCUACUUUCAGUUCUUCUCAGACGUGCGGGAGGCAGAGGAGCAGCUGCAGAAGCUACAGGAGACACUGCGCAGGAAGUACACCUGUGACCGUUCCAUCACUGUCACCCGCCUGGAGGACCUGCUGCAGGAUGCCCAGGACGAGAAGGACCAGCUGAACGAGUACAAGGACCACCUGUCUGGCCUGGCCAAGCGGGCCAAGGCCAUCGUGCAGCUGAAGCCCCGCAACCCUGCCCACCCGGUUCGGGGCCACCUGCCGCUGCUGGCCGCAUGUGACUACAAGCAGGUGGAGGUGACCGUGCACAAGGGGGACGAGUGCCAGCUGCUGGGCCCCGCGCAGCCGUCCCACUGGAAGGUCCUCAGCAGCGGUGGCAGCGAGGCUGCCGUGCCGUCCGUCUGCUUCCUUGUGCCCCCACCCAACCAGGAGGCCCAGGAGGCCAUCACCAGGUUGGAGGCCCAGCACCAGGCCCUGGUCGCGAGGUGGCACCAGCUGCAUGUGGACCUGAAGAGCCUCCUGGCCUGGCAGAGCCUCAGUCGCGACGUACAGCUCAUCCGCUCCUGGUCGCUGGUCACGUUCCGCACGCUGAAGCCUGAGGAGCAGCGCCAAGCCCUGCGCAGCCUGGAGUUGCACUACCAGGCCUUCCUGCGAGACAGCCAGGACGCCGGCGGCUUCGGGCCCGAGGACCGGCUGCAGGCUGAGCGGGAAUAUGGCUCCUGCAGCCGCCACUACCAGCAACUGCUGCAGAGCCUGGAGCAGGGGGAGCAGGAGGAGUCACGUUGCCAGCGCUGCAUCUCAGAGCUCAAGGACAUCCGGCUGCGGCUGGAGGCUUGCGAGACACGCACCGUGCACCGCCUGCGGCUGCCUCUGGACAAGGAGCCGGCCCGCGAGUGUGCCCAGCGCAUGGCUGAGCAGCAGAAAGCGCAAGCCGAGGUGGAGGGGCUGGGCAAGGGGGUCGCCCGGCUCUCCGCUGAGGCUGAGAAGGUACUGGCCCUGCCUGAGCCCUCGCCGGCUGCCCCCACCCUGCGCUCGGAGCUGGAGCUGACGCUGGGCAAACUGGAGCAGGUCCGCAGCCUGUCCGCCAUCUACCUGGAGAAGCUCAAGACCAUCAGCCUGGUGAUCCGCAGCACGCAGGGGGCUGAGGAGGUGCUGCAAGCCCACGAGGAGCAGCUCAAGGAUGCACAGGCCGUGCCCGCCGCCCUCCCGGAGCUCGAGGCCACCAAGGCCACACUGAAGGAGCUGCGGGCCCGUGCGGAGGCACAGCAGCCGGUGUUCGAUGCUCUGCGUGAGGAGCUGCGGGCAGCGCAGGAGGUGGGCGAGCGGCUGCAGCAACGGCACGGCGAGCGUGAUGUGGAGGUGGAGCGCUGGCGUGAGCGCACGGCACAGCUGCUGGAGCGCUGGCAGGCGGUGCUGGCUCAGGCCGACAGCCGGCAGCGUGAGCUGGAGCAGCUGGGCCGCCAGCUACGCUAUUACCGCGAGAGCGCCGGCCCGCUGGGCGACUGGCUGCAGGACGCCAAGCGGCGGCAGGAGCAGAUCCAGGCAGUGCCGCUGGCCAAUAGCCAGGCUGUGCGCGAGCAGCUGCGGCAGGAGAAGGCGCUGAUGGAGGAGAUUGAGCAGCACGGGGAGAAGGUGGAGGAGUGCCAGAAGUUCGCCAAGCAGUACAUCAAUGCCAUCAAGGACUACGAGCUCCAGCUGGUCACGUACAAGGCACAGCUUGAGCCGGUGGCCUCGCCGGCCAAGAAGCCCAAGGUCCAGUCAGGGUCGGAGAGUGUCAUCCAGGAGUAUGUGGAUCUGCGCACGCGCUACAGUGAGCUGACCACACUCACCAGCCAGUACAUCAAGUUCAUCAGCGAGACCCUGCGGCGCAUGGACGAGGAGGAGCGGCUGGCCGAGCAGCAGCGGGCAGAGGAGCGGGAGCGGCUGGCCGAGGUGGAGGCCGCGUUGGAGAAGCAGCGGCAGCUGGCCGAGGCCCACGCCCAGGCCAAGGCGCAGGCGGAGCAGGAGGCGCAGGAGCUGCAGCAGCGCAUGCAGGAGGAGGUGGCCCGGCGGGAGGAGGUGGCAGUGGACGCGCAGCAGCAGAAGCACAGCAUCCAGGAGGAGCUGCAGCACGUUCGGCAGAGCUCGGAGGCGGCCAUCCAGGCCAAGGCCCGGCAGGCGGAGGCGGCUGAGCGCAGCCGGCUGCGCAUCGAGGAAGAGAUCCGCGUGGUGCGCCUGCAGCUGGAGGCCACCGAGCGCCAGCGCAGCGGGGCCGAGGACGAGCUGCAGGCUCUGCGCGCGCGUGCCGAGGAGGCGGAGGCCCAGAAGCGGCAGGCGCAGGAGGAGGCCGAGCGGCUGCGGAGGCAGGUACAAGAUGAGAGCCAGCGCAAGAAACAGGCAGAGGCGGAGCUGGCACGGCGAGUGGUGGCCGAGGCGGAGGCGGCGCGUGAGAAGCAGCGGGCCGUGCAGGCACUGGAGGAGCUGCGGCUGCAGGCGGAGGAGGCAGAGCGGCGGCUGCGGCAGGCCGAAGUCGAGCGAGAGCGCCAGGUGCAGGUGGCCCUGGAGUCGGCACAGCGCAGCGCUGAGGCCGAGCUACAGAGCAAGCGUGCCUCCUUCGCGGAGAAGACAGCCCAGUUGGAGCGCACGCUGCAGGAGGAGCAUGUGGCCGUGGCACAGCUGCGGGAGGAGGCAGAGCGGCGGAUGCAGCAGCAGGCCGAGGCAGAGCGCGCCCGCGAGGAGGCGGAGCGGGAGCUGGAGCGCUGGCGCCUGAAGGCCAAUGAAGCGCUGCGGCUGCGGCUGCAGGCUGAGGAAGUGGCCCAGCAAAAGAGCCUGGCUCAGGUGGAAGCCGAGAAGCAGAAGGAGGUGGCGGAGCGCGAGGCGCGGCGGCGUGGCAAGGCAGAGGAGCAGGCUGUGCGGCAGCGGGAGCUGGCCGAGCAGGAGCUGGAGCGGCAGCGCCAGCUGGCGGAGGGGACCGCGCAGCAGCGUCUAGUGGCCGAGCAGGAACUGAUCAGGCUGCGGGCCGAGACCGAGCAGGGCGAGCAGCAGCGGCAGGUUCUUGAGGAGGAGCUGGCACGGCUGCAGCGUGAGGCGGCAGCGGCCACGCAGAAGCGUCAGGAGCUGGAGGCCGAGUUGGCCAAGGUGCGGGCGGAGAUGGAGGUGCUGCUGUCCAGCAAGGCACGGGCCGAGGAGGAGUCGCGCUCCACCAGCGAGAAGUCCAAGCAGAGGCUGGAGGCCGAGGCCAGCCGGUUCCGCGAGCUGGCCGAGGAGGCCGCCCGCCUGCGCGUCCUGGCUGAGGAGGCCAAGCGCCAGCGGCAGCUGGCUGAGGAGGACGCGGUCCGGCAGCGGGCGGAGGCUGAGCGGGUGCUGGCCGAGAAGCUGGCCGCCAUUGGCGAGGCCACAAGGCUCAAAACAGAGGCAGAGAUCGCGCUCAAAGAGAAGGAGGCGGAAAACGAGCGGCUGCGGCGGUUGGCGGAGGAUGAGGCCUUCCAGCGGCGGCGGCUGGAGGAGCAGGCCGCACAGCACAAAGCUGACAUCGAGGAGCGCCUGGCACAGCUGCGCAAGGCCUCGGAGAGCGAGCUGGAGCGGCAGAAGGGCCUGGUAGAGGACACACUGCGGCAGCGGCGACAGGUGGAAGAGGAGAUCCUCGCGCUCAAGGUGAGCUUCGAGAAGGCGGCUGCUGGCAAGGCCGAGUUGGAGUUGGAGCUGGGCCGCAUCCGCGCCAACGCUGAGGACACGCUGCGCAGCAAGGAGCAGGCAGAGCUGGAGGCCGCUCGACAGCGGCAGCUGGCGGCCGAGGAGGAGCAGCGGCGCCGGGAGGCCGAGGAGCGUGUGCAGAAGAGCCUGGUGGCUGAGGAGGAGGCGGCGCGGCAGCGCAAGGCCGCUCUGGACGAGGUUGAGCGGCUCAAGGCCAAGGUGGAGGAGGCAUGGCGCCUGCGUGAGCGGGCGGAGCAGGAGUCAGCACGGCAGCUGCAGCUGGCGCAGGAGGCUGCACAGAAGCGGCUGCAGGCGGAGGAGAGGGCGCACGCCUUCACCGUGCAGCAGAAGGAGCAGGAGCUGCAGCAGACGCUGCAGCAGGAGCAGAGUGUGCUGGAGCGCCUGCGCGGCGAGGCAGACACGGCGCGGCACGCGGCCGAGGAGGCGGAGGAGGCAAGGGAGAGGGCCGAGCGGGAGGCGCUGCAGUCCCGGCGGCAGGUGGAGGAGGCAGAGCGGCUGAAGCAGGAGGCCGAGGAGCGGGCCCAAGCCCGGGCGCAGGCACAGGCCGCCGCAGAGGAGCUGCGCAAGGAGGCGGAGCAGGAGGCAGCCCGGCGGGCGCAGGCGGAGCAGGCCGCCCUGCGGCAGAAGCAGGCGGCCGACGCGGAGAUGGAGAAGCACAAGAAGUUUGCCGAGCAGACGCUGCGGCAGAAGGCACAGGUGGAACAGGAGCUGACGACGCUGCGCCUGCAGCUGGAGGAGACGGACAACCAGAAGAGCAUCCUGGACGAAGAGCUGCAGCGGCUGAAGGCGGAGGUGACAGAGGCCGCGCGCCAGCGCAGCCAGGUCGAGGAGGAGCUGUUCUCGGUGCGCGUGCAGAUGGAGGAGCUAAGCAAGCUCAAGGCCCGCAUUGAAGCGGAGAACCGUGCACUUAUCCUGCGUGACAAGGACAACACGCAGCGCUUCCUGCAGGAGGAGGCCGAGAAGAUGAAGCAGGUGGCUGAGGAGGCCGCGCGGCUGAGCGUGGCGGCCCAGGAGGCGGCGCGGCUGCGGCAGCUGGCCGAGGAGGACCUGGCGCAGCAACGAGCUCUGGCUGAGAAGAUGCUCAAGGAGAAGAUUCAGGCAGUGCAAGAGGCCACGCAGCUCAGGGCCGAGGCCGAGCUGCUGCAGCAGCAGAAGGAGCUGGCACAGGAGCAGGCACGGCGGCUGCAGGAAGACAAGGAGCAGAUGGCGCAGCAGCUGGCACAGGAGACGCAGGGCUUCCAGCGGACGCUGGAGGCGGAGCGGCAGCGGCAGCUGGAGAUGAGCGCGGAGGCCGAGCGGCUCAAGCUGCGUGUGGCCGAGAUGAGCCUGGCCCAGGCCCGAGCCGAGGAGGACGCCCAGCGCUUCCGGAAGCAGGCCGAGGAGAUCAGCGAGAAGCUGCACCGCACCGAGAUCAGCACACAGGAGAAAAUGACGUUGGUGCAGACGCUGGAGAUCCAGCGGCAGCAGAGCGACCAGGAUGCCGAGCGCCUGCGGGAGGCCAUCACCGAGCUGGAGCGUGAGAAGGAGCGACUCAAGCAGGAGGCCAAGCUGCUGCAGCUCAAGUCUGAGGAGAUGCAGACGGUGCAGCAGGAGCAGCUGCUGCAGGAGACGCAGGCCCUGCAGCAGAGUUUCCUCUCUGAGAAGGACAGCCUGCUGCAGCGGGAGCGCUUCGUCGAGCAGGAGAAAGCCAAACUGGAGCAGCUCUUCCAGGACGAGGUGGCCAAGGCGCAGCAGCUGCGUGAGGAGCAGCAGCGGCAGCAGCAGCAGAUGGAGCAGGAGAAGCAGCAGCUGGUGGCCAGUAUGGAGGAGGCCCGGCGGCGGCAGCGAGAGGCCGAGGAGGGUGUGCGGCGCAAGCAGGAGGAGCUGCAGCGCCUGGAGCAGCAGCGGCAGCAGCAGGAGCAGCUGCUGGCCGAGGAGAACCGGAAGCUGCGGGAGCGGUUGCAGCGGCUGGAGGAGGAGCACCGUGCCGCGCUGGCACACACGGAGGAGGUGGCCGCCUCGCAGGCCGCCAUCACCGAGGCCCUGCCCAGCGGCCGCGAUGCGCCCGACGGCCCCACCGCGGAGGAGCUACAGCAUGCCUUUGAGGGCCUGCGGCGGAAGGUGUCAGCGCGCCAGCUGCAGGAGGUGGGCAUCCUGAGCACGGAGGAGCUGCAGCGGCUGGCACAGGGCCACACCACGGUGGCCGAACUCGCGCGGCACGAGGAUGUGCGCCGCUACCUGCAGGGCACUGGGAGCAUCGCUGGGCUGCUGCUGAAGUCGUCCAACGAGAAGCUGAGCAUCUACAGCGCCCUGCAGAGGAAGCUGCUGAGCCCCGGCACUGCUCUGGUGCUGUUGGAGGCUCAGGCGGCCUCGGGCUUCCUGCUGGACCCCGUGCACAACCGACGGCUGACUGUCAACGAGGCCGUAAAGGAGGGCCUUGUGGGCCCUGAGCUGCACCACAAGCUGCUGUCGGCCGAGCGCGCCGUCACCGGCUACACCGACCCCUACACGGGCGAGCAGAUCUCCCUCUUCCAGGCCCUGCAGAAGGACCUCAUCGUGCGGGACCACGGCGUGCGCCUGCUGGAGGCCCAGAUCGCCACGGGCGGCAUCAUCGACCCCGUGCACAGCCACCGCUUGCCCGUGGAGGUGGCCUACCAGCGCGGCUACUUCGACGAGGACAUGAACCGCGUGCUGGCGGACCCCGGCGACGACACCAAGGGCUUCUUCGACCCCAACACGCACGAGAACCUCACCUACCUGCAGCUGCUGGAGCGCUGCGUGCGGGACCCUGACACCGGGCUCCGCGUCCUGCCGCUCACAGAUAAGGCUGUCAAGGGUGGCGAGCUGGUCUACUCGGACUCGGAGGUACGUGACGUGUUUGAAAAGGCCACCGUGUCCGCGCCCUUCGGCAAGUUCCAGGGCAAGACGGUGACCAUCUGGGAGAUCAUCAACUCUGAAUACUUCACCGCAGAGCAGCGGCGUGAUCUGCUGCGGCAGUUCCGCUCUGGCAAGAUCACGGUGGAGAAGAUCAUCAAGAUCGUCAUCACCGUGGUGGAGGAGCAUGAGCAGAAAGGCCAGCUCUGCUUCGAGGGCCUACGCGCCCUGGUGCCCGCCGCCGAGCUGCUCGAGAGCGGGGUCAUCAGCCAAGAUGUGUAUGGCCAGCUGCAGCGGGGCGAGUGCUCCGUGCGGGAGGUGGCUGAGGUGGAUGCUGUGCGGCGGGCCCUGCGCGGCGCUGACGUCAUCGCAGGAGUGUGGCUGGAGGAGGCGAGGCAGAGGCUAAGCAUCUACGAGGCCCUCCGGAGAGACCUGCUGAAGCCCAAGGUGGCCAUGGCUCUGCUGGAGGCCCAGGCGGGCACUGGGCAUAUCCUCGAUCCUGCCACCAGCGCUCGGCUGACGGUAGACGAGGCAGUGCGUGCUGGCCUGGUGGGGCCCGAGCUGCACGAGAAGCUGCUGUCAGCUGAGAAGGCUGUGACGGGCUACCGGGACCCCUACUCAGGCCAGACCGUGUCCCUAUUCCAGGCCUGGAAGAAGGGCCUCAUCCCCAGGGAGCAGGGCCUGCGUCUGCUGGAUGCCCAGCUAUCCACGGGUGGCAUCGUGGACCCCAGCAAGAGCCACCGCGUGCCCCUGGAUGUGGCCUACGCACGGGGCUACCUGGACAAGGAGACACGCAGGGCUCUGUUGGCGCCGCAGGAUGACGCCAAGACUUUCUACGACCCUGGUGCACAGGAGCCGCUCACCUACAGCCAGCUGCAGCAGCAGUGCCAGCCGGACCAGCUCACUGGGCUCAGCCUGCUGCCGCUCUCCGAGAAGGCUGCACGGGCCCUGCAGGAGGAGCUCUACUCCGACACACAGGCCCGCGAGACCUUCGAGAAGGCCACCGUCGAGGUCCCUGUGGGCGGCUUCAGGGGCCGGACGGUCAGUGUCUGGGAACUUAUCAGCUCCGAGUAUUUCACAGAGGAGCAGAGGCGGGAGCUGCUGCGGCAGUAUCGCACGGGCAAGGUCACUGUGGAGAAGAUCAUCAAGAUCCUCAUCACCAUCAUUGAGGAGACAGAGAUCAGGCGGCAGGAGAAGCUGACCUUCAGCGGCCUGCGGGCGCCAGUCCCGGCCAGUGAGCUCCUGGACGCCAAGGUCCUCAGCAGGGCACAGUUUGAGCAGCUCCAGGACGGCAAGACAUCAGUCAAAGACCUCUCCGAGGUGGACGCCGUGCGGAUGCUGCUCCGGGGCAGCGGCUGCGUGGCCGGCAUCUACCUGGAGGACUCCAAAGAGAAAGUGACUGUCUACGAGGCCAUGCGGCGGGGCCUACUUAGGCCCAGCACGGCCACACUGCUGCUUGAGGCGCAGGCAGCCACCGGCUUCCUGGUGGACCCCGUGCGCAACCAGCGGCUCUAUGUCCAUGAGGCGGUCAAGGCAGGUGUGGUAGGGCCAGAGCUGCAUGAGAAACUGCUGUCAGCCGAGAAGGCUGUGACUGGCUACAAGGACCCCUACUCGGGCUCCACCAUCUCCCUCUUCCAGGCCAUGCAGAAGGGCCUGGUCCUCAGGAACCACGGCGUGCGCCUGCUGGAGGCCCAGAUCGCCACGGGCGGCAUCAUCGACCCUGUGCACAGCCACCGCGUGCCUGUGGAGGUGGCCUACCAGCGUGGCUACUUCGACGAGGACAUGAACCGUGUGCUGGCGGACCCCAGCGAUGACACCAAGGGCUUCUUUGACCCCAACACGCACGAGAACCUCACCUAUCGGCAGUUGCUGGCGCGCUGUGUGGAGGACCCCGAAACUGGGCUGUUCCUCCUGCCCUUGAGAGCAGCAGAGGGGCCUGAGGUGGCGGAGACCACGCAGGUGUACACAGAGGAGGAAACACGGCGAGCAUUCGAGGAGACGCAGAUUGAGCUUCCGGGUGGCGGCCCCGGCGCCUCCACCAUGUCGCUGUGGGAGGUGAUGCAGUCGGACAUGAUCCCAGCAGAGCAGCGGGCCCGCCUGAUGGAGGACUUCCGGGCCGGCCGGGUGACCAAGGAGCGCAUGAUCAUCAUCAUCAUCGAGAUCAUUGAGAAAACAGAGGUCAUCCGCCAGCAGAACCUGGCCUCCUACGACUACGUGCGCCGCCGCCUCACCGCUGAGGACCUAUAUGAAGCCCACAUCAUCUCCCUCGAGACCUACAAUCUGCUCCGCGAGGGGAUCAAGACCCUGCGCGAAGUGCUCGAGGCCAAGGACGCCUGGCGCUACCUCUACGGCACGGGUUGCGUGGCCGGCAUCUACGUGCCCGGCUCCCGGCAGACGCUGACCGUCUACCAGGCCCUCAAGAAGGGGCUGGUGAGCGCCGAGGUGGCCCGCCUGCUGCUGGAGGCCCAGGCAGCCACAGGCUUCCUGCUGGACCCCCUGAAGGGCGAGCGGCUGACGGUGGACGAGGCCGUGCGCAAGGGCCUGGUGGGGCCCGAGCUGCAUGACCGGCUGCUGUCAGCUGAGCGUGCCGUGAGUGGCUACCGCGACCCCUACACUGAGCAGACCAUCUCGCUGUUCCAGGCCAUGAAGAAGGAUCUGAUCCCAGCCGAGGAGGCGCUGCGCCUGCUGGACGCCCAGCUGGCCACAGGCGGCAUCAUUGACCCACACCUGGGCUUCCACCUGCCACUGGAGGUGGCCUACCAGCGUGGCUACCUCAACAAGGACACACACGACCAGCUCUCGGAGCCCAGUGAGGUCCGCAGCUACGUGGACCCCUCCACGGACGAGCGGCUCAGCUACACGCAGCUGCUGAAGCGGUGCCGCCAGGACGACAAGAGUGGCCAGCUGCUCCUGCCGCUCUCAGACUCCCGCAAGCUGACCUUCCGCGGGCUGCGCAAGCAGAUCUCGGUGGAGGAGCUGGUGCGCUCCCAGGUGAUGGACGAGGCCACCGCGCUGCAGCUGCAGGAGGGCCUCACGUCCGUCGAGGAGGUGACCAAGAACCUGCAGAGGUUCCUCGAGGGUACCAGCUGCAUCGCCGGCGUCUUCGUGGAUGCCACCAAGGAGCGGCUGUCGGUGUACCAGGCCAUGAAGAGGGGCAUCAUCCGGCCUGGCACAGCCUUCGAGCUGCUGGAGGCGCAGGCAGCCACUGGCUACGUCAUCGACCCCAUCAAGGGGCUCAAGCUGACCGUGGAGGAGGCCGUGCGCAUGGGCAUUGUGGGCCCUGAGUUCAAGGAUAAGCUGCUGUCGGCUGAGCGUGCUGUCACUGGCUACAAGGACCCCUACUCCGGAAAGCUCAUCUCCCUCUUCCAGGCCAUGAAGAAGGGGUUGAUCCUCAAGGACCACGGCAUCCGCCUGCUGGAGGCCCAGAUCGCCACGGGUGGCAUCAUUGACCCCGAGGAGAGCCACCGCCUGCCCGUGGAGGUGGCCUACAAGCGUGGCCUCUUCGACGAGGAGAUGAACGAGAUCCUGACCGACCCUUCAGAUGACACCAAGGGCUUCUUCGACCCCAACACGGAGGAGAACCUCACCUACCUGCAGCUGAUGGAGCGCUGCAUCACGGACCCCCAGACUGAGCUGUGCCUGCUGCCGCUGAAGGAGAAGAAGCGGGAGCGCAAGACGUCCUCCAAGUCCUCAGUGCGCAAGCGCCGCGUGGUCAUCGUGGACCCCGAGACAGGCAAGGAGAUGUCGGUGUACGAGGCCUACCGCAAGGGCCUCAUCGACCACCAGACGUACCUGGAGCUGUCAGAGCAGGAGUGUGAGUGGGAGGAGAUCACCAUCUCCUCCUCAGAUGGUGUUGUCAAGUCCAUGAUCAUCGACCGGCGCUCCGGCCGCCAGUACGAUAUCGACGAGGCCAUUACCAAGAACCUCAUUGACCGCUCGACACUGGACCAGUACCGCUCCGGCACGCUCUCCAUCACUGAGUUCGCCGACAUGCUCUCGGGCAAUGCCAGUGGCUUCCGCUCCCGCUCCUCCUCGGUCGGCUCCUCCUCCUCCUACCCGCUCAGCCCCGCUGUCUCCCGCACCCAGCUGUCCCCCUGGUCUGACCCCACGGAGGAGACGGGCCCGGUGGCUGGCAUCCUCGACACGGAGACACUGGAGAAGGUGUCCAUCACCGAGGCCAUGCGCCGCAACCUGGUGGACAACAUAACGGGGCAGCGGCUGCUGGAAGCACAGGCCUGCACCGGCGGCAUCAUCGACCCCGGCACGGGCGAGCGCUUCUCUGUCACCGAGGCCGUCAACAAGGGCCUGGUGGACAAGAUCAUGGUGGACCGCAUCAGCCUGGCCCAGAAGGCCUUCUGCGGCUUCGAGGACCCACGCACCAAGACCAAGAUGUCGGCGGCCCAGGCACUCAAGAAGGGCUGGCUCUACUACGAGGCCGGCCAGCGCUUCCUGGAGGUGCAGUACCUGACAGGUGGGCUGAUUGAGCCCGGUGCUCCGGGCCGCGUGCCACUUGACGAGGCCCUCCAGAAGGGCACCGUGGACACCCGCACCGCCCAGAAGCUGCGUGACGUCGGUGCCUACUCCAAGUAUCUCACCUGUCCCAAGACCAAGCUCAAGAUCUCCUACAAGGACGCGCUGGACCGCAGCAUGGUGGAAGAGGGCACGGGGCUGCGUCUGAUGGAGGCUGCUGCCCAGUCCAGCAAGGGCUACUACAGCCCCUACAGCGUCAGCGGCUCCGGCUCCACCACCGGCUCCCGCACGGGCUCCCGCACGGGCUCGCGGGCUGGCUCACGGCGUGGCAGCUUCGACGCCACCGCCUCCGGCUUCUCCAUGACCUUCUCCUCCUCCUCCUACUCCUCCUCGGGCUAUGGCCGCCGCUACGCUUCGGGGCCCUCGCCCUCGCUGGGGGGCCCUGAGUCCGCGGCGGCCUGACCCCCUGCCUGCCCCCCGCCCCCGCUCUGCAUGCGGCCAGGCCCCUCCGCACGGGGUGCCGGGGCUUCCUCUCUUGUCUAAAGGAGUCUUCCUCCAACGCGGUGCCUAGAAUCUAACCGAAAAGACCAGACUAACAUAGUAAUAUAGACCUGCUGUCCACACGGCCUGGGUCUCUCCACUGCCCCCUACCUGCCACUCACCACAGCCAGGUGCCUUGGAGGGCCCAGAGUCAGGCCCCAGCCCCCCGCCCCCCAUCUCCCCAGGGGAUGGUCCUGCCCCUGGCUAACAAGGUCCUCUGUCUUCUCGGGCGUCGACCCCAGGGGUCAGCAUUUCUCAGUGUUUCCAGGGCCGCCUGCUGACUCAGUGGGCCUUGCUGGGUGGGGGUCCCCAGGUCAGCCAUGUCUUCCAGCCUGCUCAGAGAAGCCUCUUCCCCAUGGGAAGAUGGGGCUCCAGUCUGCAGGCCCGGCCGGGCCCAGCCCCCUGUUUUGCUCCUGCGGCUGCCGCCUGAGCUGGGGGCCGUUCUCAGCUCUCCGUCUUGGCUUGUCAGUCCCUCCCUGACACUCCCAGGCCCCAGGCCUCUGGCUGCAGCCUUCCAGCCUCAGCUCCCCUAGUAAGUGCCUUUUGUGUCCUCCCUUGUCCCCGGGCCCUGAGGACCCACACCUGGCUGGGAGACGGACGUGCCUGUGGAAGGCUUGCCCUGGGUUCCCAGUUCUCAGGCUGGGUCGGCCCAGGAUGGCCUGGUGGGAUGAGGCCUCUGCAGAGCUGUCCUGUCCUGCCCCGUGGAGCCCUGUUUUGGGUGCCCACCCAGACCAGGGGCUGCUGCCUGCCUGUCUCUCCCAGGGAGCCCCGCCCACAGAACAGCCACAGCCCCUCUGUUGGGCCCAGGGAUCCCAACUGGACUGUCUGCAUUGGCCUGGGCAUCCCAGCCCGGUGCCACCCACCCUCCUGCCCCACCCAGCCCUGGCCUUGGUGGCUCUCACCCCUGCCUCCACCCUCUGAGCUUUGCAUGUUCCACUAACCCAGGCAGGCAGCGGGGGGAGGGGCCGGGCUGCCAGCCACCUCUGUGAGGGCAGAACACUAACCUGACCAUGGGCGGGGCCCCACAGCACCCGCCCCCAAUAAAGCAAUUCCAACUUUUCUGCGAGUCCGCCUAUCUUUUGU
Messenger RNA from Trichechus manatus latirostris (Florida manatee), 15204 nucleotides. It is a transcript of the gene PLEC, whose product is annotated as plectin. The coding region runs from base 1 to 14043 and encodes 4680 amino acids. Gene Ontology annotation, biological process: wound healing; intermediate filament cytoskeleton organization. The record is from RefSeq and is a predicted model, not a curated record. Lineage: Eukaryota; Metazoa; Chordata; Mammalia; Sirenia; Trichechidae. Gene Ontology annotation, cellular component: cytoskeleton; intermediate filament; cytoplasm. Gene Ontology annotation, molecular function: structural molecule activity; protein binding. The transcript has 32 exons.